Notolabrus celidotus (New Zealand spotty) is the source of this 1583-nucleotide messenger RNA. It is a transcript of the gene aven, whose product is annotated as apoptosis, caspase activation inhibitor. The record is from RefSeq and is a predicted model, not a curated record. Gene Ontology annotation, biological process: negative regulation of G2/M transition of mitotic cell cycle. Bases 43 to 1032 code for a protein of 329 amino acids. Lineage: Eukaryota; Metazoa; Chordata; Actinopteri; Labriformes; Labridae. The transcript is spliced from 6 exons.
GCAUGUGUGUCAGGCUAAACUGUCCCGUCACAGUUGACAGCAAUGGAAGACAGACCGAGCAGAGGCAGGGGAGGCAGCUGGAGAAGAGGCGGCCGGGGUGGGAACGACGGCGACAGUCAUGGCGGUGAACACCGGGGAAGAGGGAGAGGAGGCCAGCACCGCGGCCGGGGAAGGAGAGAUCACUACCGCGGUCGUGGACGCGGGGGGAGUGCCCAUGCAGCGGAGUUCCAUCACCGGGAUCGAGAUGAAGGGGACGACUUCCAGGAUGAGGCAGACCGGGCGGAGGUUUUCUCCAGGAGGAAACUGGAGUCAAACUGGGACAGAUAUGCUGAGUCAGAGAGGAAGGAGCCUGAAGAUGACAUGCCUACUCAGAGAGGAACAGACUACCACGUCCUGCUUGAGUCAGCAGGGGAUUCGUUCACUCAAUUCCGCUUUUCAGAGGAAAAGGACUGGGAGAUGGACUCAUUUGGAGGCAACCAGAUGUCUGCUGCGUUUGUGGACCUCCCGGCGCUCGCUCAGAGCCUCCAACAGCUGCCUCUGCAUCAGAGACUCAACCUGGAGGCCGAGCUGCUUCAGGUGUCCACACCAGUCGAGCUGCCCUCUGUGACCCUCUCUCUGAAGCCGGAGAUGCCAAAAGUGUCCACGUUCACUCCUCCGUCUGCAGCUUUAAAAGUCCUCAGCACCAACCAGGAAGUGACCGUAGCUACAAACCCAGCGUCAGGCACAGGCUCAAAGGUUUCCUCAAACACUGCACAGCCUAAGCCAGAGGAUGAUGGUGAUGAAGAGCUGGAUCAGCUGCUCAGUUUACAGAAACCGGUCCAGGUUGUUUCAGGAAACCAGCCUGUCAGUGUGUCAGAGGAGAGAGCAGCUCCAGAGGAAGUGUGUGACGAGGUGAAGGAGGUGGCACCGGAGGUGAAAGAAGAGAAGAUAGAGGAGGUGAAAAACAAAGAUGUCACACCUCCCUCUGCUUGCGUCAAGCAGGCAGUGACGGAGGAAGACCUGGAGGACUGGCUCGACAGUAUGAUCUCCUGACCAUGAAGACUCUGAGGAGAGACUGGAUUAUGAACAGAGGUCUAUCAAAACAAACUGGACUUUGCAUUUCAGUCGAAAGUUCUCCAUGUAAACAUUUCUCAACUUCUAAUCAAAACAUUCAGACUAACUGUGUAAAGUUUACAUGCUGGACUGAUGUCAGUGAAGGACUUGAUGGUUCGUCUGUCGCUUGAUGAAAACGUGGCGUCAGGUAAUUUGUUAGUCUAGUUUUGGGGUGUUAGAGAUGGGACAGUAUGUUUGUGAGAAUGUGUCAUAAUGUUCCCUCUUCUCUUCAUGUUUCCAAGGAUUACUUUGUGCUCCUUGUGAGAGUGUGAAAGUUACACACAAUAAGAGUGUCGCCUUGUCGUCACAAAGAUCUCAGCCACUGAAGGGACGGACGACACUUCUGGCUUUAUUGCGUCAAUUACUUUAUUCAUUUCCUCCCCCUCGUCAAAAGAAAUGCAGGUUUUUACCAAAGCUACUACAUACAUACAAAUGGCCAUACAGUAGCAGUUAACCAUUCUGUUCGCCAAUAAACCCUUGAACCAACUGUA